This is a messenger RNA of Striga asiatica, 1434 nucleotides long. Lineage: Eukaryota; Viridiplantae; Streptophyta; Magnoliopsida; Lamiales; Orobanchaceae. The record is from the annotation of a GenBank genome assembly.
CGCAGAGGCAACAAUAGUACAAGACCGGAAGCUGAACCGGAUUAUCCUAUAAUAAACACGCAUUUUCUUUUCCGAGCAGGCAGCAUGUUCAAAGCAUUUUCAAAAACCUUCCUCGGCAGCCACCACCAUCUUCUCAACUUCAAACCCUCCCCGAAAACCUCAUUCCACCACAAUACGGCGCUACUAGCCAUGUCCACAGCUGCCGCCGUCAAGCGCGUGGGCACCCACAACGGGAGCUUCCACUGCGAUGAAGCACUUGGCUGCUUCAUGAUUCGCCUCACCAAGAAGUUCUCAGACGCUCACAUCGUCCGCACGCGUGACCCGCAGGUGCUGGAAGGUCUUGAUGCUGUGCUUGAUGUGGGUGGGGUUUACGAUCCCACAAGAGAUAGGUACGACCAUCAUCAGAAGGGUUUUGAAGAGGUUUUUGGGCAUGGGUUUAGUACUAAGCUCAGUAGUGCUGGUCUUGUUUAUAAGCAUUUUGGUAAGGAGAUCAUAGCGAAGGAGCUUCAAGUGGAUCAAGAGCACCCAGAUGUGCACCGAUUGUUUCUUGUGAUUUAUAAGAGCUUCAUGGAGGCAAUUGAUGCCAUUGACAAUGGAAUCAAUCAGUAUGAUACUGACCAGCCGCCAAGAUAUGUAAACAAUACACACUUGUCUUUACGUGUUGGAAAACUGAAUUUGGAUUGGACAGAUCCUGAUCAGUCUUCUGAGAAGGAAAAUGAGGCCUUUGAAAGAGCAAUGGCUCUUGCUGGGAGAGAGUUUUUGGAUAAUGUGCGCAGUCAUGCAAGAUCAUGGCUACCUGCUCGGUCAAUUGUGAUUGAUUGUCUUGAAACGAGGCUGAAUGUUGAUCCCAGUGGAGAAAUUAUGGUCCUCAACAAAUUUUGCCCGUGGAAGCUUCACUUGUUCGAGCUUGAGGAAGAGUUGAAGAUUAACCCACCUAUCAAAUAUGUGAUUUAUCAGGAUGAACGUAGCAAAAGUUGGCGAGUCCAGGCAGUGGCUAUAGCGCCUGAUAGAUUUGAGAGCCGAAAGUCGCUCCCUGCCAAGUGGCGUGGUCUGAGGGAUGAUGAGCUGUCUAAUGAGUCGGGAAUUCCUGAUGGGGUUUUUGUGCACAUGAGCGGAUUCAUUGGUGGGAAUAGAACGUUCGAGGGCGCACUUGCAAUGGCUAAAGCUGCACUCAGACUCUGACCACAAGCAGCAGCAGUAUCAUCAGAAUUUUGAUGGUUUAAAGCCUCUUAGUUGAAAUUAAUUUCACAAUCAUUUGCCUGAAAUUCUUUACUUUUUUGUCUGAUCUCCAGAACGAGUGGAUUGACAAGAAAAUUGAACAGCAGUUGGACUGUAGAAUAUAUAUUUUCAUCUUAAAUGAUUUUGCUUACUGAGAAAAUUAAGGUUUCAUAGAUAUUUUUUUUCAAGAAAAAAGAGAAAAAAAAUGCAUUCGAU